AUGACAAAAGGCUGUAACUGGAAACUCCAGUUCGACUCCACCUUGAACCAAUACUAUUACCUCGAUACCAAAACCAACACGAUUCUGUUUGAUUGCCCAGCCGAGGUGAAAAGAACCAAGAAACAAAGCUUACUCAGACGGCUUUCUUUCAAGAGCAAAAAGUCCAACGAGUCCCUCAUCACCGCCACUUGUUCCGAUGCCUUGAGUAAAAACAGCACCAAUAGCACCAGCAGUUACACCAGUCAAAGUUCCACAUCUUCCACCCCAUCACAACCGCAGCCGAAGCAGACUCCGUUCUUUGAUGACGAAUAUCUCUUGAACAACCCCACCAACUUCCGCAACUUUGCCGGCACCUCGUUGGCCCAGGCCGAUGGCUUCCACGACGACGUAUCGUCGAUCGACUCUGAGUCGGUUAUUACGUACUAUUCUGAAUUGAACCACGAUAUCUACGCGGAAGACUACUACUCCUUCGAUAAGGAGAAGGAACGCAUCGAGUUGAGGUUGCAGUUCAUGAAAGAAUUGCUGGUGUAA
Yamadazyma tenuis ATCC 10573 is the source of this 531-nucleotide messenger RNA. RefSeq lists its product as uncharacterized. NCBI's taxonomy places the organism in Eukaryota, Fungi, Ascomycota, Pichiomycetes, Serinales, Debaryomycetaceae. The record is from RefSeq and is a predicted model, not a curated record.